AUCAGCCAUAUUGAAACUUGGCAGGUGCAGCUGAAAGUCAAAGUGUAAUAAACCUGUCUGUGGUUUAAUGUUCAGUUACCUUAGCCGGGCUCAUUACUUCCUUUUUGAAGCCCCAUAAUCCUUAAUCUUCAUUUAGUGACAGUUGAUGGUCAUCCAGCACCUGUAGCAAGACAAAACCUGAAAAAGAGAGCAGGGAGAAAUUGGCGUGUACUUUUUCAUCAGAACAUCGGACCAGACAGGGAGCCUAAAGGAUGGGGGAUGAGAACAACAGCAGCCUGAAGAUAAGAAUCCAGAAAAGAAUUUCCGAAAACUGCGUACCAGUACUGAAAGGAUUCUUUAACACCCUAGUGAUUGGCCUGUCUACUGCUGAAAUUGUCGUUGGUGCUGUGUAUCUGGAAGACUGCCCAGUCCAGAGAUACAUCCCUCUUUACCUAAUAGUUAUGGGAGUGGCAGUGAUGAUCACCAGACUAUUCACCUCUUUUAAAUGUUGUGAGCAAAAGAGCAGACUAUGCCAGGUGUGGAAGGGAGUUCUGUUUUCAUUUCUUCUGAUGUGGUUCAUUUCAGGGAAUGUGUGGAUUUACAAAACUAAACUGCAAGUCCUGGACAAAGAGAAGCCUGACUACUGCAACAAGUCCCUCUACCUAUUUGCCUUUUGGAUGACUACACUACUGUACACCUUUCUAGGAUUAAUGCUAGUUACGGCCUGCUGCACACUUGGAUGCAUUUAUGCACUGUAUGAUGAGAAAAGCACCCAGGUUCAUAAAGCACAAGAACAGCCUCAGUCAGUGGAGCUUGCUGGUAGUCAGGUGUAGACCCUACCUGACAUGUUCCAAAUUUUCAAAAAGUAUGGUAUUUUCAAAUCUUGGCACCAGGACAUGAUAAACGGAAAUAAUAAAGAUGUUGGAUUGUGUCUAAGUAGCUCAAAAAACUCAAGGUGUCAGCUCGUCUGAGAACAGCAGAGGAACACAAUCCUAAACUUACCACUGACUCAGAAAUCCUAAAUCCUGUUUCAUCUGGAGGUCCUCAUUGUCAAUCUGUCCCUUAAUUAUCAUCAAUAAUAUCUCUCCUAAAUUUUGUUUCUUCAUUUCCAUGUAUAGCUAAUAUGGAUACAGACAUAGGAUUUUCUUCUGCUUUUGGUACUGUGCCAGGUCUGAAUCUAUGGAACUGUCACAUCCAAGUGUCUAGUCUUCGUUGUUGCCCACCUUCCUAUCUAUAUUGAAAGCAGACCUCAAAAUGGGACUAUGCCAGCGUAUCACAGACUUUAGGUAAGAAAAGGUUUAAGACAAUAUGACUAGUCAACUUUAUUUUUAACCUCAAAAUGUGACUGGGGCAACACAGUUUCUUACAUUUCACCAUGUUAAAGGCAUAAAUACUACUGAACGUUAUCAAAACUUGUAGAGUCCAACAGUCUUCCAGACAGGCCCAUCACCUGAUAGAAUAUGCCACUUUCACAGUAUAGUGACACACUGGGGCACACUCUAAAUAACUGACCUAGACAGAUUAAAAGUGGCAGGCUACAGGAUUGUGUGGAUAAAGUCAGCCUUACACUACAUGACUUUUACUACUAUUUUCAGUCAUAGCCUCAAUAUACAUAAUCUUAAGAAAUCACAGAAAGUUGUAGACAUAGAGUCAGAGAGUACACCUGUUGCUAACAGUUGUGUAUGCGAUAUGACUAGUGACUUGAUCAUAGUGCUCUUAACAGCCUCCACAAACUCUGCACCUCAAAAUGGAAAAAAUCAAACUAGAUUUUUUUUUUGUAACCAGUUGUACGUUGAAGGGGUGGUGUCUUGUAUCUGUGAGAAUUAAGAACCAAUGGGGACUUAAAUCUACAAUGCCUACAAACAGUGAAGAACAAUGGGGAUUACAAAAAAAAAAUCAAUUGUUUUGGACUGUGCAAAUGGAUGAUAGUCUUGGAGAACUUUGGAGCCAGCACUGGUGUCUUCAAUAUGUUCACUAACUUUUGUACAGCGUUCCUCUCCUUAUUCUGAUUAGGUUAGGAUGACUGACUGCCAGAAUUAAACUAACUCAAGGUACUUUUGUGGUGGAAUGCAAGACUUGGAACUAUUAUGAAAAGUAUAUGAUUUCCUCAUGAAUACUUCAUCGCUGCAAUUCCUAGUCAUAUCAUUUUAAGCAACAAAGUUUAACAAUUGUAGUUGUGAAAUGACAUUCUCUAUAAAAAGAAGACAUAUUGAGUCCUGUAAUGUGGUACUAGCCUAAUAGGAUGGACUUGAACAUCACAAGGAUAUCAGCUUAGUUUCCAACCCUGACUCACUGUAUGACAGCGAGUGUAACUAUGAGUAAGUCAGUUGACCUGAAUACACUCUGCUUGUUAAAUAUAUAUAUCUUAUAUAUAAACGUCUAUGCGUGGAAGUGUGUGUAUGUCUGUCCGGCUCGGAAGUGAGAGGUGGAGUCGGGGUAAGGGCUCCAACUCAGAGGAAACAGAAAACUCGCUUAGCCGCUGAUAACACAAGCAGGGCCAGCACAUCAGCAAAACGAAACCUCAGAAGAAAGACAAAAUCGCUUAGCCGCUAACAUCGGCAAAACGGUAUCCCUUUUACUUUUC
This is a messenger RNA of Erpetoichthys calabaricus (reedfish), 2563 nucleotides long. Its product is annotated as transmembrane protein 272-like. NCBI's taxonomy places the organism in Eukaryota, Metazoa, Chordata, Cladistia, Polypteriformes, Polypteridae. The record is from RefSeq and is a predicted model, not a curated record. The transcript has 5 exons. The coding region runs from base 252 to 812 and encodes 186 amino acids.